This is a messenger RNA of Chilo suppressalis (striped riceborer), 1128 nucleotides long. The record is from the annotation of a GenBank genome assembly. Lineage: Eukaryota; Metazoa; Arthropoda; Insecta; Lepidoptera; Crambidae.
AUGAUGACUAUAAGUGAGAGUCAGUAUUCGUCGAACAAGAGGUCCAGCAUCCACAAGAUCAACGACAGAGUCAUUCAUCGGGACAGCUUCGACGAUGUGAAGUCAUCAUCGAGUGUGAACAGCUCCCUCAUCACCAAGCGUGGCUUCAAACCUUCCGACAUGUACGAUCCUCAAAAGAAAGCCUUCCUCACAAACCUCAGUUAUAAGUUAUUUCCUGUAAGUUGGAACGAUGCUGAUAGCUCAAAGGAAGUGCAAGCUAUCCUGCCUGUGGACUCGAAUACUGAAAACAUUGAGAACAAACCUCUUCUCCUGGGGGACAAGGAGGUGGACCUGAACAAGAUAUUCACACCGGCGCCUGAUGCUGAGGAGCAUCUCAUCAAGAAAGACCGCAAAUUUGAGAAAACGUUCGCAUCGUCAGCGUUUUACGUGCCCGGAGUGCACCCUACCGUGAAGGAGCAGAUGGACCUGGCCCGCGCCAUCUCCAAAUCCCUGAGCGACUCCAGCAACCACAUGAGCCGAGGCCAGAGCAUGUACGUCAACAGGAAGAAGCGCUCCGUCAAAUGGGUGCACGAGGGAAGAGGCCGAAACACAUCGAACACGUGCUCGACGCCUACGCCAGUUGCCAACCACGACACAGCAUACCGCCCACCGUCAAGCUUACGCAACCAGAAAACCUACCCCAAGUCCGCGCUCAAACACACGUACCUGCCGAAAAUGGAGCCUUUCCCGGUCUCUCCGCCAACUAUAAUGCUACCAAACCUUGAUGUGCCCGUAACUCUGGCCCCCACGAAGCUGAACGAUGUCUACGCUUCGCCGAAAAGUCCGCGUUUACCUCUAGUCUGUGGACCGAAUUUCAACGUGGCACCCCGCGGUUGGGGCGAAAUGAGGGAUUACUAUCGACCUGUGUCACUAGAUGGCGUUGGAAAAGUUUCGUUUUCGUAUACAGACUAUUAAAGGCAAAAUUAUGAAAUAAUUUAUUUUUAUUAAUUUACCUAUAUAGCGACUAUCUUGUAAUUUAGUACUUAUGUUAUUUAUCUUUUUGGAGAAAAUCUCAAUAGUAUUCGAGUGAUUUUAAAACAAUAAGAAACAGUAAUAAAUACUAAAGGUAAUAUAAUUUUUUACCUAUGC